Molecule: messenger RNA, 430 nt
Organism: Phytophthora sojae
Lineage: Eukaryota; Oomycota; Peronosporomycetes; Peronosporales; Peronosporaceae
Exons: 1
Coding region: 180-404 (74 amino acids)
Source: RefSeq, a predicted model, not a curated record
GGGCAGCAACGAUGUAUCCGGAUACCUGCGUGGACUUGACGCGUCACUUUUCGCGUCCUCGCCCACCAAAUAGUAUAGCUUGCACAGCGCAGUAUGGCCCAUCGAUUCCAUAAGCCACUUCCUGGCCGACUACUGCUUGUGCUCUUCUGACGCAUCUUGCCCACCUGCUGCCCACUACGAUGGUGCUGCUACAUCUUCUCGGCCUCUCCCAUGGCCUCCUUGCUGCUCUGCUGGUGGUGCUUGCGCUCGCUUACCCUGGAGCUCUUCAAGGCGAGGAUCUUGCUCGUCUUCCUCCGUCCGACGCAUGCCGUUGCGGUGUUGCAGGGGCAGCGGCCCGGGGUGCUGCAACGGCUCGGUCCGUGGCGAUGUGGCUCGGGCAUCACCGAGGCGCAGACAGAGGUUAGGAAGCUUGGGUCGUGGUAGGCGCUCG